Molecule: messenger RNA, 654 nt
Organism: Zymoseptoria tritici IPO323
Lineage: Eukaryota; Fungi; Ascomycota; Dothideomycetes; Mycosphaerellales; Mycosphaerellaceae
Exons: 2
Coding region: 1-654 (217 amino acids)
Molecular function (GO): acetyltransferase activity
Source: RefSeq, a predicted model, not a curated record
AUGGCAAAGCAAGAGAAAGACGAAACUCAGCUAGCAGCCGCCAGAAAGCUCAGCAAUGUCCCCUGGUGCGACCAAUACGAACGAAUGAUCAGCGGCAUGCUCUACGACUCCUUCACCCCAACCCUCUCCGCCGCCCGUUUCCUCGCCCGAAAAUGGUGUCACGAAUACAAUACCUCCUUUCCCGGCUCCAAUAUGGACGAACUAUCCGCCGCACGCUACGACUCCAUGAAGCAGAUCAUCGGCUCCCUCGGUCCAGACGCCUACAUCGAGCCGCCGUUCUACCUCGACUACGGCUGCAACACGACCAUCGGCUCGAGAUUCUACGCAGGAUUCAACUUCACGAUUCUCGACUGUGGGCUCGUUACUAUCGGCGAUAGGGUGAUGAUUGGACCGAAUGUGUCGAUCUUCGCGGCGACGCAUGAGACGGAGGUGGAGUCUCGACGGCAGGAUAUUGAGUGUACGGCUCCGGUGGUUAUUGGUUCUGAUUGCUGGAUUGGUGGGCAUGUGGUUAUUUUGCCGGGCGUGACGAUCGGGGAGGGGUGUACGAUUGCUGCGAGCUCGGUUGUGAGUAAGAGUAUUCCGUCGUGGAGUGUGGCGAUGGGAAGUCCGGCGAAGGUGGUGAAGAAGGUGAAGGAGCUGGAGCCGAUGAAGUAA